AAGAAAUGAUAAUCGCCACUUCCUGUCUUCUUUGUCUUUUCUUUUAGAAUAACAAAAACUCCGCGUAUUAUUAUUUGUACUUGGAAAAAAAAAAUAUAUAUUAUUCUCUUUUAUCAGUCUACAAAUAUUUUAAAAUGGCUAUUAUUGAGGAAAUUCCCGAAGAGAUCCAAUCAUCAAAAGACAUUCCAAAAGAAGAGAAACAGAUUGAACCCGAUCAAGAUGGUGACAUUUUUUAUGAUAGUGUAGAUUACCAACCUGAAGAACUUCAAAGAUUAAUUAAAGAGGCAACAGAAUAUAAAACUAGAGGAAAUACGUAUUUCGGUCAAGAAGAAUAUAAAAAGGCUAUUGAAGAAUACGAAAAUGCUUUGUUUGUAUGUCCUGAAUCUUUACAAAAAGAUCGAGCCAUCUAUUUUGCAAAUAUAGCUGCAUGUCAUUUAAAACAGAACGAAUAUAAAGAGGCUCGAGAUAUGUGUGUGCAAGCAUUGAAACUUGAUCCAACCUAUCAAAAAGCAUUAUUGAGAAAAGCCCAAUCCAAUGAAAAAAUAGAUACGUAUACUUCACUUAAUGAAGCAUUAGAAGAUUAUAAAAAAUUACACAAGAUUACAAAGGAUCCUUAUAGUUUGCGUCAAUGUCAACGUGCUGAAAAAGAAUUGCCGAUAAAAGCGAAAAUAAAAAUGGAAAAAGAGAAAGAAGAAAUGUUAGGUAAAUUAAAAGAUUUAGGUAACACUCUAUUGGGUAAAUUUGGUCUUUCCACAGACAACUUUCAAUUACAACAAGAUCCUAAUGGUAGUGGCGGCUACUCUGUAAACUUUGUAAAUAAUAAUAAUAAACAAUAAUGUAUUUUAUGUAUUUUUAUUUAUUUAUUUAUAUAUGUGUUUUUUUUUAAAAAAAAAAAG
Molecule: messenger RNA, 896 nt
Organism: Cokeromyces recurvatus
Lineage: Eukaryota; Fungi; Mucoromycota; Mucoromycetes; Mucorales; Mucoraceae
Exons: 4
Coding region: 135-836 (233 amino acids)
Molecular function (GO): protein binding
Source: RefSeq, a predicted model, not a curated record